This is a messenger RNA of Grosmannia clavigera kw1407, 4362 nucleotides long. Its product is annotated as k-cl co-transporter. Gene Ontology annotation, biological process: chloride transmembrane transport; potassium ion homeostasis; chloride ion homeostasis. Gene Ontology annotation, cellular component: membrane. Lineage: Eukaryota; Fungi; Ascomycota; Sordariomycetes; Ophiostomatales; Ophiostomataceae. The transcript has 5 exons. Gene Ontology annotation, molecular function: potassium:chloride symporter activity. The coding region runs from base 1 to 4362 and encodes 1453 amino acids. The record is from RefSeq and is a predicted model, not a curated record.
AUGGAGCGAGAUCGUCUCCUGGUGCGAGAGCGAGAGCGCGACCGUGACCGUGACCAUGACCAUGGCGCCAGCAAGAAGCACAAGUUGGGUGUCGUCUCGGGCGUUUACGUGCCCGUCUGCCUCAGCAUCCUCAGUAUCCUCAUGUUCCUCCGCUUUGGCCUCAUCCUCGGCCAGGUCGGCCUGUUGGGCAUGCUCGGACUGCUGGGACUGUCGUACCUCGUCGACUUUAUCACCACGCUCUCGCUGUCGGCCGUGGCCUCCAAUGGCGAGGUCAAGGGCGGCGGCACCUACUACCUGAUCUCGCGCUCGCUCGGACCCGAGUUUGGCGGUUCCAUCGGCCUGCUUUUCUACCUCUCGCAGGUGCUGAACACGGCCCUCAAUGUUGUCGGUCUGAUCGACUGCAUCUACCUCAGCUUCGGGCCCAGUCUGCCCCACGGCUACUGGGUCGGCUACCUCUCCCAGACGGCCGUCCUCGUCGGCUGCACGCUGCUGUGCUUCGCCGGCAGCGGCCUCUUUGCCAAGGCCAGCAACGGCCUCCUCGCCAUUCUCACUCUCGCUACUCUCAGCAUCCCCAUCUCGGCUCUCUUCCACGUCCCCUUUGCCGACCCUGUGCGCGGCAUCGAGUUUACUGGCCUCCGUCUGGCCACACUGCGGUCCAACCUGCUGCCUCACGCCGGCGACGGCCAUUCCUUUGCCGGCCUGACGACUUUCCGCGAAUUCUUCGGCAUCCUCUUCCCCGCCACCUCCGGCAUCUUCGCAGGCGCCUCCAUGUCUGGCGACCUGCGCAACCCCAGCAAGUCUAUCCCUGUCGGCACGCUCUGGGCCAUGCUAUCGACCUUUGUCGUCUACCUCCUUGUCAUCCUUUCCCUGGCCGCCAGCACCACCCAUGACUCCCUCCUCUUCCAGCCCAACAUCAUCCAGGAGACGAGCAUCUGGGCUCCCCUCAUCGUCGCCGGCGAGUGUGCCGUCACUUUCUUCUCUGCCCUCAUGGGUCUCAUCGCCGCCUCCAAGCUGAUGCAGGCCCUCGGCCGCGACAAGCUCUUGCCCGGCCUCGCCGUCUUCUCCUGGGGCACCAAGAAGACCGACGAGCCGCUGCUGGCCCUGAUGGUCACCUAUGCUAUCGCCCAGUUUGCGCUCUUUGCCGACCUCAACCAGAUCGCCACCUUCAUUUCUAUGGGCUACAUGGUCACCUUCUUCGUCAUGAACCUGGCCUGCUUCCUGCUCAAAAUCGGCUCCGCCCCCAAUUUCCGGCCUGCCUUCAAGUUCUUCAGCUGGCAGACUGCCUUUUUCGGGAGUCUCACGUCGGCCGGUGCCAUGUUUUUCAUCGACGCCACCUAUGCCACGUCUGCCGUUAUCCUGCUAGUCGUGCUUUUCCUGCUGAUCCAUUACCUGAGCCCGCCCAAACGCUGGGGUGACGUGUCGCAGAACCUGAUCUACCACCAGGUCCGCAAGUACCUGCUUCGUCUGAGGCCUGAGCAUAUCAAAUUCUGGCGCCCCCAGAUAAUCCUGCUGAUCAACAAUCCGCGGCGGCAGACCCGUCUCAUCCAGUUUUGCAACUCCAUGAAGAAGGGCUCGCUGUACAUUCUGGGCCACGCCAUUGUGACCGACGACUUUGACACCGGCGUUUAUGAGGCGAAGCUCCAGCAUGCCAUGUGGAACGAGUAUAUUAGCGAGUACUCGAGGAUCAAGGCCUUUGUCCAGCUGACCAUGUCGCCGUCUAUCACCUGGGGCGUGCGGAACCUGAUCCUGUCGAGCGGCCUCGGUGGCAUGCGCCCAAACAUUGCCGUGUUGGGCUUCUACAAUUUGGAUGAGCUAAGGGCUACGCAGCCCUUUGUGCCAAUGCCCUGGCUUCCCAUUCCGUCAUUUGGCGCGGCAACGGCCACCCCGAGCCCAGAUCCAGAGUCUCGUCCGGCAGCUGGAAAUGUUGGCGUGCCACGGCGGCGGCGGCGGGGAGACACUACAUCGCGGAUCCUCGAGGGAAUUCUCCCGACAGACGUAAUCAAGACCGAGGGCAUGAUGAAGGUGACCGAGUACGCGACCAUCCUGGAAGACCUGGCCCUUCGCCACCGUAUCAAUGUGGCCGUAGCCAAGGGCUUCCACACCCUGGAAACACCGCGACCUGACAGCAGCAAGACGAAAAAGUACAUUGAUCUGUGGCCCAUCCAGAUGUCAGCAGAGCUGGAAGCCGAUGGAAAGAGCGUGUUGACCACAAACUUUGACACAUACACCCUCAUUCUGCAGCUGGGCUACAUACUUCAUUCGGUUCCGGCCUGGAAGCAGGUGUACAACAUACGUGUCAUGGUGUUUGUCGAGUAUGAAAGCGAAGUGGACGAAGAGCGCGGCAGGUUGGAAGCGCUUCUCGAGAAGCUCCGAAUCAGCGCCGAAGUUCACGUCUUCUGGCUGGCAAGCGGUGAUCUCACGACCUACGAGACCAUCAUCCAUGGCCGCUCCUCCGACCCAUCGGCUGAACGGCUCGUGGACGCCGUGCUGAAAGACGAUCCGUGGUGGGACGACAUGAGACGGACACGUGGCAAGGCUUCUUCCAGCUCCCCUUCGGCGGCAGACGGCACGCCCAGCUGCCGAGACAAAGUCACGCCGCGGAUACGAAGGCCCAGCAUGGUACAUAUCGAGGAACUACAGAAGCACAGCACGGUCUCGACGCUGGCUCGGCUGGGUCUCAGCAUGGGUUACCGCACGCAAAACCUCGGCAGCAAAAUUAGCGCGCGUUCGGAAUACGGGGAUGUCAUCGAGGACAACAGCAGCACCAUGGACAUGGACCCAGGCAACGAUUCUUCGACAGACCAGAGCGACUUGGACCCGGACUUUAACGAUUCCGAGAGUGCUGCGAGCGAAGGCGAUCUGGACGCGACAGACGGAACGGGUGCAGCCCGCCGGAAGAGCCAUUGGGACACGAUCCUCCGGCGGUCGACUCUGCGGGGGAAGAAGAUGGACGAUAAGCGGAAGUCGCCAAUGUCCAACUCGUCCUCGGCAGACCAGACGCCGCCAUCAGUAACUCCACCCGGAAGGAACUACGGCACAAUGUCGACAACAUCUCUGUCGUCGGCAGAUGCCGCUGAUCUUUGGGCCCGGCGAACGCUUUCGUCCUCCAUGCGGUUCUCCAGCAGCCUUGUGCCAGAAACGAGAACUGCUAACCCAGGAGAAACCGGCCGGACGAUAAUGUUUGCAGAGACGGCAGGGCCAGGGCGAAUGGAAGACGCAACUCUGUCGCGGACCAAUUCUCGACAAAGCCGCGGGGGCCUCACAAACAAGUCAGGAGCAACAGCUGCAGGACCAUCGGUGACGUUCGUCGAGCCACAGCGAGACCAGAAAAAUGCACAGGCGCCUUUCCGACCGCACUUGCUGCGGCACUCGUCGACACCGAUUGUGCAGCUAAACAGCGGCGACGGGGCAGGUGACGACACGCAAAACUCAGCUGCAGAUGGCCCAAGCUCGGGAGAUGUGCGGAUCGGGAUCGCGGGUUUGCUCGCCGACUACAAGACGCGACAGCGCGUGGAUGGUGGAGAAGGCGGGAGCGGCGAAAACGGAAACGGCACAGAAAGCAGAGACAACGAUGGUGACAGCAUCAGCGGAAGCACCGGAUCGAGCUACGCGACACAGAGCUUGUCGUUGUCGUUCAACGACCUGCCACGGCGCGCACAGCACCUGAUCCUAAACGAGCUCAUGCGGCAGCAGAGCACUGGGGCUGGCGGGAAUGCAGGGGUCCUGUUCACGACGCUGCCGAUCCCCGACGAGGGAACGUGUCGCAGUGAGACGGCCAGCCUGCAGUAUCUGGCCGAUGUGGAACUGUUGUGCCAAGGCCUGCCGCCGGUAUUGAUGAUUCUAAGCAACAACAUGACGGUGACUCCAGGCUACGUGAGCGAGAGCCAUAUUUCGGCUGUCUUCCAGAGACUCUCAUUUCCCAUGAAGAACCCACUAAACCGACACAGUGAGACCGCCAACAACCCGUCUGCCGAAAAGGACAGCAGAGAAAGUGCCAGAGAGAACAGCAGCAGGGGAUUUCGCAACUUUGCCCAGCGCCUACGCAGCCCGACUUCGCCCAAGCCGACGGCAACAGUCUUCCAGCGGGUCCAUCAUCCAGACCGGCCGCCUGUGCCCGUUCUCUCGACUGACAUCCCGACCGAGGACGAGUGCCGGGUCUUGCUGAAGCAGACAGCGCGCAGUCCAGGCUUCAAGACGAUCAUCAAGCAGGAGCCAGAAGCAGAAGCAGCAGAAGGUGCAGCGAGCCGGAAGCGUGGUGGCUGGUCCACCAAGCAGGAAGAUGUCAGUAGGGGCAUCAAGAGCAACAGCACCAACAUCAGCAUCGGCACAGAGAUCGACACGGCCGCCGACGACGAAGAGUAG